CAGUUAGUUAGAUAUGUAGUUAAACUGAUCUAUAUAGAAAUAUAACAAACGUUUUAUCUAAAUACAGUGACAGGAAGGUGUGUACUGGUUAAAAAAAACAACCCAACUUGACUUUUGUUCUACAGAACUGUAUUUGAGAGAAAACUAAACCUGAGUAAAACUGAAUUUGAAGUUUUUAUAUUCUGGAAGAGUGAUUGGAAUUCUCAUAGACAUGGAUGAAACUAAACGCCCCUUGUUGAUUCCACCAGAGUUUGCGUAUUACGCUGAAGAACAUGGUGUAUUUGAUAUGUAUCAACGAUUGUUAGAACAGCUACUUGUUCACAAACCUGAUGAACCAAUCAGCUUCCUGAUAGAUUUACUAAAACGUGAUAAUGAUGAUGUCCCCAAGAUAAUAAUUCUAGGUCCCCCGGCAGCUGGGAAGAGAUCCAUCGGGAAGAUGAUUUGUAAUAAAACAAGAGCAGCUCAUAUCACCAUGGAGAAUCUAAUAUCAGAAGCUGAUAUCAGCCAUCGUGAAGAAGCAUUGAAUUAUAUCAAUAAGAAAAAGGCCGUACCAACAGAAUUAUGGAUGAAGAUUAUAGAAGAAAGAAUGGUACUAUUUGAUUGUGUUAAGAAAGGCUGGGUGAUGGAAGGAUUUCCACAGACGCGUGAACAGGCUCUGGGUCUACAGGAACGAGGAUUUUAUCCUAAACAUUGUGUUAUCCUAGAAGCUCCUGAUACUGUUCUAAUAGAGAGAGCUUCUGGUAAGAGAGUUGAUCCUACAACUGGUGAUAUUUAUCAUACAACCUUCAACUGGCCUAGUAACCAAGAAAUACAAGAUCGUCUGGUGGUUGCCGAGGGUUACACAGAAGAAGAAAUGGUCCAGAAAUUGAUUUUAUAUCAUCGUUAUAUUGAGAGUCUUAAACAUUGUUUUGGAGCCGUUCUUCAAACUGUCAACGCUGAUCAGCCGAAAGCAGAUGUCUUCGCUCAAGUUCUCACGUUUAUUUGUUCACAAGCUCGUUCCCCCACCCCCCAUACCCCCAGGAUAGUGUUACUGGGCCCAUCUGGUAGUGGUAAGGCGGUACAAGCAGCUCUCUUGGCUUCUAAAUAUAAUUUAGUUAACAUUUCAUGUGGACAUUUGAUAAAACAAGCCAUAGCUGACGAAACUAAAUCAGGAAAAGCUGCCAAAAAUUACGUUCGGAAGGGAAAUAUGGUACCUGAUACAAUUGUUUUAAGUAUUGUUAAAGAUAGAUUAGGUCAGUUAGAUUGUGUUACACGAGGCUGGGUUCUCCAUGGUUACCCAUUAUCUAGAGAACAAGGGGAACAACUGGAAAAACAAGGCUUUGUUCCUAAUAGAAUAUUCUUUCUGGACGUUCCAAAUGAUUCUGUUAUUGAACGUCUAACACAACGUUAUACUGAUCCUAUAACAGGAGAACGUUAUCAUCUAUUGUAUAACCCUCCCCGAACACAAGAUAUUAAAGAUAGACUAGAACGUCAUGAGAAAGAUGAAGAAGAACAUGUUAAAAAACGUUUAGCUCAGUAUCAUGCUUACUAUGAAGAAUUAACUGAUUAUUAUGAAGCUAGUCAACAUAUUAAUGCUGACCAAGAUCCUCAUACAGUGUUUGAAACUAUUGAAAGUAUGAUAGUUAAUCAACUACCAAAGAGAAUUUAACUUCCAUUUAUUAUAAUUAUAAUAUUGUAUAUAGAACAUAUAAAAUAUAGUUAUAAAUUCUUCUAUUUCUUA
Lottia gigantea (owl limpet) is the source of this 1720-nucleotide messenger RNA. RefSeq lists its product as hypothetical. The record is from RefSeq and is a predicted model, not a curated record. The transcript has a single exon. Gene Ontology annotation, biological process: nucleoside triphosphate biosynthetic process. Gene Ontology annotation, cellular component: cytoplasm. The coding region runs from base 212 to 1648 and encodes 478 amino acids. Gene Ontology annotation, molecular function: AMP kinase activity; nucleoside diphosphate kinase activity; ATP binding. Lineage: Eukaryota; Metazoa; Mollusca; Gastropoda; Lottiidae.